This is a messenger RNA of Zea mays, 839 nucleotides long. RefSeq lists its product as uncharacterized. The record is from RefSeq and is marked validated. The transcript has a single exon. Lineage: Eukaryota; Viridiplantae; Streptophyta; Magnoliopsida; Poales; Poaceae. Bases 94 to 585 code for a protein of 163 amino acids.
CCUAGAGCAGCCAAGAAAAGCACAUACCCGAGUCGCCGAAACAACAACAAUCCCAAUCCCCCCUCGUCACUCAAAACUCGAGCUCGAGCAACAAUGUCGCUGAUUCGCCGUGGAAGCGCAUUCGACCCCUUCUCCCUCGACCUCUGGGACCCCUUCCAGGGCUUAUUUCCCUUCGGCUCUGGAAGCAGCAGCAGCAGCAGCCUGUUCCCCUCGUUCGGAGGCACCACCACCAGCUCGGAGACGGCCGCCUUCGCCGGCGCUCGCGUCGACUGGAAGGAGACGCCGGAGGCGCACGUGUUCAAGACCGACGUGCCGGGGCUGAAGAAGGAGGAGGUGAAGGUGGAGCUGGAGGACGGCAACGUGCUCCAGAUCAGCGGCGAGCGCUGCAAGGAGCAGGAGGAGAAGACGGACACCUGGCACCGCGUGGAGCGCAGCAGCGGCAAGUUCCUGCGCAGGUUCCGCCUGACGGAGAACGCCAGGACGGAGCAGAUCAGUGCGUCCAUGGAGAACGGCGUGCUCACCGUCACCGUGCCUAAGGAGGAGGCCAAGAAGGCCGACGUCAAGUCUAUCCAGAUCUCCGGCUAGUAUGCUCAAGCCCACAACCGAUGGUGUGCCGUCUUCGUCUUAGUGUUGAUCGAUCGGGUAGUUCUUCACAUGCCGGGUGUCCAUAAAAUGCCAGCGUCCGUGUAACUGUGUUGUACCGGUAUCAUGGCUGUCUUGAGUAGCGUGUGUUGUGGCUACUGUGUUCCGAACGAUAUUGAAGUCUCAUCCGUCGUGUAUCAGUGCCGUCUGUAACGAACCCAGUUUUAAAGCAUUUCGAAGUUGAGUUGUUUGGUUCU